This is a messenger RNA of Centruroides sculpturatus (bark scorpion), 1008 nucleotides long. Its product is annotated as inositol polyphosphate multikinase-like. The record is from RefSeq and is a predicted model, not a curated record. Gene Ontology annotation, biological process: inositol phosphate biosynthetic process. The transcript has 4 exons. Bases 17 to 823 code for a protein of 268 amino acids. NCBI's taxonomy places the organism in Eukaryota, Metazoa, Arthropoda, Arachnida, Scorpiones, Buthidae. Gene Ontology annotation, cellular component: nucleus; cytoplasm. Gene Ontology annotation, molecular function: inositol-1,4,5-trisphosphate 3-kinase activity; inositol tetrakisphosphate kinase activity.
UACUAGGCAAAGAAGAAUGCGAAAGAUCAUCUGUUUUAAAGAUAGAAAGUUGUUAACGGGAAUCAAAUACCUUUGUAUAGAUGAUGUUACGGAAGCCUUUGUCAAACCUUGCAUUUUGGAUAUAAAGGUCGGACCUUGUACUUACGAUCCUGAAGCAUCUCCUGAAAAAAUACUUCACGAGACUAUCAAAUAUCCAAUCAGUACAAUUACUGGAUUUCGAAUUUUAGGCAUGAGGAUUUUUUGUCACUCCACCGGUAAAGUUUUGUAUUUCGAUAAACAUUACGGGAGGCAGCAGACUCCCGAGACGAUAGCCGACGCCUUGUUCUUGUAUCUGAACAAAUCGUACGAAACUGCCGUUCACGCCAUUUUGUGCGGUUUCCUGCACAAGUUGCACGCCAUCGAGAAUUGGUUUAAAGUACAAAGGACUUUCGCCUUCUACUCCAGUUCGCUGUUGUUCGUCUACGAGGGCGACAGAAGCGUGUGGGACCGCUGCAACCGGGAAAUCGGUGCCAUAAACAAGCUGACUUUUAUACCGAAUUGCAAGGAAGAGAACGCGACGGAAACCAUUUCCCGUUCCAAUUUAAAUUCGCCGAGCGCGGGCUCGGAGUGUCGGGCCGGAUCCUGCUCGGUGUGCGGACUGUCUUCGGAGGUGUGCGGCGCCAUCCGCCGAAGGAACGACCACCCCCCGACUCUGUUCGACGUUCGCAUGAUCGACUUCGCUCACGUCUUUCCCUCGGACAAGGCCGACCAGAAUUACCUGUUUGGCCUGAAGAGAGUGGUCGGGUACCUGAAGGUGCUGCAGGUCAGGAUCUGGAGGCAGUGACGCUUUCACAGUACAAAAUAUUAAUUACCGAAUCCGAAAGCCGCGUUAAUCGAUAUUUUAAAAUUCUCUCCCACAAAAAAUAUGCAAAUCGGCAAUAAACGUAACCAUAGCGGUUUUCUAACGGACUUUUCGGAAAUAUUUUCUAUUUUAACUUAUUAAAAAUAAAUUAACGAAUUUUAUUUAUC